Messenger RNA from Psylliodes chrysocephalus, 3039 nucleotides. The record is from the annotation of a GenBank genome assembly. NCBI's taxonomy places the organism in Eukaryota, Metazoa, Arthropoda, Insecta, Coleoptera, Chrysomelidae.
CUCGAAUCGCGGCUGGCCGAGCACAAUCGCAGCGUUCUUCGAAAAAUGUGACCGCGUUUCAAUUUUUUCCUCUUUUUUGCGUUCGCCUGAUCGCUCUUUUAGUGUGGCAGCUUUCGAUUUUUCGCGGGGCCGAUACGAGGCAUUCGGAACUUUUGAAUUUGGUUUCGUGGAAAGUAAACCAAUGGAAGUAACCUAGAUUUUUCGGGAAAUUUUUUCGAGUUGUUCGGAGUGUUUGAUUCGUUGGUUGUCUUGAGAAUUUUGCUAGAUUAACUGGAUUAUAUACCGUACUGAAAUUUAUUUCCAAGAUUUGUCUUCAUUAUGUUGCAGUACUCAACAGAACAACUAGUUACAACAAUAGCACUUCCAACAAUAACAAUUCUACUGAUUUGGACAGUCGUUAUAUUCCACAAAAACAGCAAAAAAUGGGGCCCGUAUGACAUACCUAUAGUUUGCAUACUAGUAUUAUCAAUAUUCAGAAAUAUAAGCAUUCUAAGUUACCUCUUAAUAAAUACUCUUUCAGAUCCAAUUAGUUUUUCACUAGAAUAUUGCAGUGUAGUAGUCUGGAUUUUUAAUUCAGUUCACACCUUUCAAGCUAGUUCUUUAACCACCAUAGCUAUAAUAGGAUUAUUUUCUGUCAAAUUGUACAGAAAAAAUCAAAACUUGAAGCUGUUUCUCACCCCUACACAUAUAAUUUAUCACUUGUUCUGCCUGACAACAUUAUGCGCAUGCGUGGGUAUUGCCGCGGUCCUUGCUCAAAACGUUCCAAGAGAUCCAUUAUUCAAACUCAUCCCUCAAACUUCAUUCGAAUGCAAAUUCAUGCCCUUUAAUUUAGAUAUUAAAUUCAACAUUUUCAUUUUAGUUUUACAUAUGUUUCUAUCUGUGAUAUCGUUUAGCAGCUUUAUUAUAAUUUGUUACAAUUUCUGUCAUUCUAAAGACUCCAACUUCAAGUAUAUAAAAAAGUCGAACUCCGAUAUUAGCGACUUCAGUUUGGAGAACACUCUAAACAAGGAAAAUAAGGAUUAUUACGAUUCCUAUACUAUACAAAGAGGUCAAAAUGACAGCAAUAAUUUCUAUCAGAGCGAUUAUUGCGGCAACAGGGAUAUGAAUUGGAAUUCAGAUUUGUCCACGACUGUCAGUUCUGUCAAUUCGAAGCGGCCUUGCCUCGAAAGGAGCCUUCAUGAAGGACACGAUCCGGAGGAGAAUAGGACGGGUUUGGAGACCAUUCAUCCUGUGUUGAUUGUCUGUUAUUUGUUCUACCACUUACCCAUAAUCGUUUUAUGCAUCUAUCCAGAUUUAAUUCAUCCCUGGCCAGUAACAGGAAUAGCUUUAUGGUUAGGACUAGUCCAGGACAUUCUCAUACCCGUAGGAUUGGGAAUAGUGGAUUCAAGGUUUUGCAAGUGGGUUUCCAGCGUGUACAGGUGCAGUUCGAAUGUAGAAGAAAAAUUACCACAUGUCGGCCUAGCUGGAAAAUUUCGACCAUUCGGCCUGGGAAGUCAGCCUCAAAGUUUGGAAAUUCAGAAUACCGAAAGAAAUCUACCAGUUUUUCAAGCCGUCGAGCAUAGAUUUCCAAUUACCAAUGGAUCAUUGUAUACCAGCAUCGAUGGUAGGCUACCAGUUAUUCACAACUAUAGAAGGAACAAGGACAAUAGAAGAUGUACAAAACUCGAAAAACAUCAAGCCAACGUAGCUUUCCACAGCGCUCUCCUCAGCCAUCGCCACGACCACAUCGAAGGCUCCCCGAAAUUCCCCUCAUGCUCCAAUUGCGAGACCGACCUCUGUCCCAGCCACUCUAACUUGCACCAUCUCAGCACCAGCUACAUCAAUAAACAACUCAACCAGCUCAACCAGUUCAGCAAUCAACUCAACUCGUCCCAAUUUAAACCUGGCCAGUCCAACGCCAGUCAUUUCAAAAACAGUCAUCUCAACGGGAGUCAGCUCAAAUCUGGCUGUCAAAUCGGCUCUCCGCAUUUGAGAUUGCUGCAGCUCAACUUGCUCAAUCAAAAAUCAGCGGCGGCAAUUGAACGAGUCGUUCAUAGUCAGGAAUCGCUUCAUACGUUACCUGAUGCCGAAAACGCUCAUUUGUUCUACAGAAACUCCGACGUGAAUAUCGGGGCUAAUAGCCAGGCUGUGAAGAAUUCUAGAAAUCUGAUAAGGUUGAAUAAGAUGAGACUGAGUCGCAGCGAGGAUAGUUUAAACGAUUUGCAAGCUAAAGAAUUGGAUAAAAUUGUUCACAUAAACGCUCACACAAAGAAGCCGGACUCGAAACCGUCUCCACCAUUGACUCAAGAACCCAUUAUUCCUCAAAUAAAAGUCCAAGACCCAUCGCCAAUUGAAAUGUACAGCUCGGACGACGAAUACAAUACUGACAUCAAUGAAAAUUUCGACUCUAUGAGCUCGAAAAGUUGCUACAGUAUCACCACCGAGGCUAACUGCGAUUUCGAUUUCUUUCAUUCUAACAAUCACCAAAAAACCAUCACAGAGACAAACGAUGAAAUUGAGGAUGACCAAGGUUAUUACAUAAUCAAUAAUGUUAACAAUAGACCAGUUAUUACUUCUGUUAAACCUGUCAGUGAAAAGGAAAGUUCAGGAGAAGAUCUGAAAAAUUUUAGGAUAAGAAGAUCGAAUUCUAAAAGAUCACUAGAAAAUUUUCAAGCUUUCAUCGAAGUCGAAGAAAACCUGAAAAAUAACAACAGUAAACAAUUUACCCUUCAAAGGUCCAGCUCAUAUAUGACUCUGGAAGAUCGUCGCAAAAUCUUUAACAACGACAAAUUCUACAGAAGUAGCUGCAAAGAAAAAGAGUCCGACUACCCCCAAUUUCACGUGUACAGACAACGUGUCAAGUCUGAAGAGUACCUGCCCAAUACGACUACUGUCUAUAUAGAAGAUUCUAGUGGCUGUUUCGACAAAAGUUGUAAAAACAAUUGUGGUGAUAAUUGUAUGCACAGUAUACCCGAUUUAAAGAAAGUGUUUAUUUCUGAAUAUAUUUAAGUAUAUCUUACUGACUAUGAUUGUAAAUAAGAGUAUAAUUAUUGUUUUUUC